Messenger RNA from Cyanistes caeruleus (blue tit), 4085 nucleotides. It is a transcript of the gene MAB21L3, whose product is annotated as mab-21 like 3. The record is from RefSeq and is a predicted model, not a curated record. NCBI's taxonomy places the organism in Eukaryota, Metazoa, Chordata, Aves, Passeriformes, Paridae.
GUAAUUCUGUGAUGGAUAUUUCCUGGGUGUGACAGAGAGGCAGGUGAACGAGUGAAGAGUGAAUUCACACUUUAAAGAGCAGCGAAGACCAUCUUGCCAUGAAACCAUUCACAGAUGAAGAUGUAGAAAUCUACAUCCAGAGCAAGGUGGAACGGCGGCAUUACCUGGUUUCCAAAGCAGUGGAGGAGGUGCAGAAAAUCAUCCAGCAGCUGACUGCAGAAAUCAGCUACAAGGCUGUGCGAUUCCAGGCUAUCUCCAACUCUGGCAUUCACAAUGAGAACAUUAAGGAUCAGCCAGCUUUACUGGCCAAGUGGUCAGCUAUGCUUCGGAGGAAGCGCCCAUUCCACCCAUCCAUCCAGGUCUUAGCACCCAGCCAGUUCCUCAUCACAGUUCCUCUGCGUGGCCUGACGGGUUACAGGGAAUGCCAGGUACGGCACUGGCGCUAUUACACCGUGAAUGGAGCCAAGCUCCUCUCCUCCGUGCGGGACCCUGAGGAACUGCAUCAGUGGCUGGAGGUGGAGCAGUUCUCAAAAAGCCUUCAGCAGUGGCACGAAGAGGACGUGAACAUCGAAGGUGAUCUGGUUCCAGCCAAAGUCCUUGUCGUCUUCCGGGAGCUGGUGGAGAAGUCCAUUGUCUCCUGUAACCUCUCCAGUAAAGUGACAGUGCUGGAGAGCUUCAGCUCAGUGGUCCGGGUGGCUGUGGAGACAUCAGAAUCACAGGUUGAGGUGGAGCUGGUCCCUGCUGUGGAGAUUCCAACUUGCUGGCCUGAGAAAGCCCGGUGGCCUCGUUGCCUUAAGCGUUGGCCUUCUCGGGAAAAAGUGCAAUGCAUCAAGUCGCUGGGUUUCGACCUCCUGGCCCGCUCUAACUAUCACUGGCAGCUGUGUUUCUCCCGUGCUGAGCACAUCCUCAUGGAGGGACUUGAUGAAGAUGGUGGUUGUCGCAUGAAGUGCUUCAGGGUCAUGAGGCAGAUGAAGGAAGAUGUCUGGUGUGCUGGAAAUAAGCCUGUCAUCACAGCUUAUCACCUUCAGACAGUGCUAUUCUGGACGUGUGAAAAAUACCCCCGCACCAAGGAUUGGCGCUGCUUCCCUGAAGCCUUUCUGAGGCUGGUACAGAAGCUGCACAAGUGUGUAAGCCAGCACUUCCUCAAGCAUUACUUUCUCAAGAACACCAAUCUGCUCAAAUAUGCCAACACCAGUGACCUGGACCUGGUGGCCAGCAAGCUCGCGGUCUUCUUGGAGAAUCCCGUUUUCUGCCUGGACUAAGGCAGGCAAAGGUCUCGUCCCAGCCCCGAGUCGAUCCCCCAGCUCCUCUCCCCACCUGUGGUUGCUCUCCGUGUCCUUCCAGUUGAUGCUGCAGCUGGCUCUGUGAGACAGUUGGCACAUGCAGCGCGAAAGAGAAGUGUUGAGCUGGCAGCGGUGGGCGGUGAAAACUGAUGGGAGGUAUCACUUGAUGCCCAGCUGAUCUAAUUUGCUUUCAACAGUGACAGCCUGCCUGGAAGGUACAGCCAGUGAAACCCAGCUUUCUGUGUCAGAGCAGGCAACUGCCUCGUUCUGUCUCCAGUCCUGUGGCACCUAAGCUGAAAGGCAGCACAAAGGAGUCUCGCUCUGCUGCCCCUGUAACCUAGCUCAUGCACUGUUGCUGCAAUUGCCUUCCUCACAAGGACAGUGGGUUUAAUUGCCUAAUUACCUCACAGGCCAGCUCUACAGAGGGGCAGAGGAACAUUUCCGAGGUGUUCUGAAGCUGGAAGCUUUCUCAGAGGAAAUUCAAUUCAGUGAGGUCCUGCUCCAGUAGGAUCCAGUAAUAAUUUAACCAUGCUGCUAGUGUUGAAGAGCUCAGUGGAAGCAAGAAGAGGAACAGUGGGUUUUGCCUCUUCAUUUUUCUCUCCUUCACUUACAUUUUUCUUUCAAUUGCUUCAAAUAUGUCUUUUUCCUGUUUGCCAGCUGUGUUAGUGCCAUACAGUCAGGGGGCUUUGGCAGGGCAGAUUUCACUCCCAUCCCUGGCUCUAUCCAGCAGGCUGGACAAGGAGCAUGUCUUUUCCUAGUUGUUAGCACCCACGUAUUUUUGGGUGCAGUGUAGAAUAUUUUUCAGAGGCUCUUAGCUCCAAGACGCCCAGCGCUUUUAAUUCUGUGGAUGUUUCAAAAGAAAAUGAAUUUUAGUAUUUCAAAAGAACAAAGCUUUAGAAUUAAUAUAAAGAAUGCUGGGUUUAACGUUAUUAAAUUGCUGAAACUUAACCAAGAUGGGGGAGAGGGGGUUAGGUUUGAUUUGGUGGGUUUUUUUGUCACAUCUGUGCAGGAAAGUAAAUAAGUCCUUUGCCAAGGGGGCUGGCAGAGGUGGGAUUUGCAUCGCGCCCCAAGGAGCUGCAAGAGGCGCAUUUGCAGCGCGGCGUCUCCCCGUCGUGGCAGACUGCGGUACCACCAGUCUCCAGCACAGCCUCUGGAGCAGGCUGUCUUCUACAGGUUAUGAGCAGAGAAGAUAUGGGUCAGGAAGGAUCCAAGCUGUGUACUCCUGGUCUGGUCAUGGUCCUGUGUCUCCUGCAUCAGAUGUCACCACAUAUAGACGUGAUCCGACCAUGUAAACUGGCCCCUCUUUACUCAGAUCCUCGGAAUACUCUCCAAGUCACCUUUCCACAUGGGUAACUGUCUCGUGUGGAACUGUUUUGAGCAGUUAACUUUUCUUGCUAAACCUUUGUUCUCCGGGCUCCCUAAAUGGGACACAAGUGUCGGUGUCAUGAUGACACCUCCUGUUCAAGUGUGGCUUUCUGAUUUCCUGUGAGCUGUUUCAGUAAAGUGCAAGGAGAUGCCAGGCAGAGUCAGGCAGCUGUGGCAAUGAAGUAAUGUCUCCUGUUUCGUCUUGAUUUUGUCUUGUGGUUGAAUGGCUGGCUUCUGAAGUUAGAGGAGGGCAAAAACAGUUCAAACUGUUCAAGGACAGUGAAAAACAUUCAGUGCAAUUAAUCCCAAAUUUGAUAUUUUACUGCCCUGAUGUAUGAUCCUUUUGGGAUUUAGUUGUGGCUGUUAAAGAAUUUAUCUCCCUUUAUAGCUGGGUGAAAGAACAGCAUUUGGUGGUGAUGCCUUAACUUGGAUGCAGCUGUGUGUCAGAGUCCUCAGCUGCUGGGAUUCACAGCCUGCUGUGAAGCAAAACCAUGGGCAUGCACCGUGUGCUGCACAGCCGUGACAUGGAAUGUUCCACUGCCCUGCCAGAGCCUCUUACAGCCAGGAACGACUCAGCAAAGCCAGGAAAUAAGCACAGAAUGAUGGACCCCUGCCUUGAGCCAAGUCUGAUCAAUUUUUGCUCUGUUUUCUUCUUGUUCACUCAAGCAAAUGCAUCAGCUAGCACAUGCUGCUGCAGAAAGUAUCCUUGUCACCACUGGAACAUGGAAGGUACAUUCCUGUUGACCACAAAGACGCAGGAACAAUCCCACAGCUUUUUCUCCAGAGCAGCAAGAUGUGACACAGCUGGCCACUGGCAAAGAGAAAAGGCUUUGAGGAAAGGAUUAACAUGGUCCUGGAAGCAGUUGAAUGCAAGAAUGAAUUCCUUUCAGAGACAUCUUUGAGACACUACCUUACAUCAUCUCAUUCAGGUCUACAUGAGUGUGUGGAGUUUUGUUGUUGAGGCAGUUUUUUGUGGUUGUGGGAGAGUUGUGCAGGAGGUCUCUUAUUAAAAAAAUAACAAGCUUGCCAAAUAUAUUUAUUUCAUUUCUUACCACAGUAAACUUUUUGCAGAUAGCUUUUCACUUAUACACCAAUCCUAGUUGCAAAAUCAUCCCGUGAUUUGCCUCCAAGAAGUGAUACCACAUUGUACUUUGGCUACAGAAUAAGUUUUAUGCUUCAUAUUUAUAAUUUUUCUUUUUUAAAAGUGAGCAUCUGGAUGAAUACACACAUUCAAACCACACAUAAACAGGUUUAAUCAAAAGUUCUGUGUUCAGAACAUCUGGAAGAAAUGUGAUGACCAUUUUCUCUCCCUCUCUUUUUCAUUGCUUUCAUGAGUAUUUGCUGCAUUCUGAGCCCUCACCACAAUCAGCAUCACUCCAUCUGUCAGAGAUUUCAAUUGAAUGUGUUGUUCUGCCAUAUAAAACAGUACAAAAGUCA